Molecule: messenger RNA, 1614 nt
Organism: Caenorhabditis briggsae
Lineage: Eukaryota; Metazoa; Nematoda; Chromadorea; Rhabditida; Rhabditidae
Exons: 4
Coding region: 1-1614 (537 amino acids)
Biological process (GO): translational initiation
Cellular component (GO): eukaryotic translation initiation factor 3 complex; cytoplasm
Molecular function (GO): translation initiation factor activity
Source: RefSeq, a predicted model, not a curated record
AUGUCCCGUCGCGUGGAGUUUGACAUGAGUCACGAAGAUCAUACGGAUCGUCGUCGGACUAAUACCUUCUCUUCUGAAGAAGAUGGUGUCCCGAACGAGGUCGCCGACUAUCUUGUCUACUUUUCUCGCAUGAUUGAUGAGCAAAAUGUGCCGGAGAUUCUCACUCUCUAUGAUCAAGCUUUUCCUGAUCUCACUGAACGAUUCUUCCGCGAUCGUAUGUGGCCUGACGAGAACGUUGUCGAGCGCAUAAUCGGUCCUGGUAAUAAGCUCUUCAUCAUCCUGUAUAAAGAGCUAUACUAUCGCCAGUUGUACGCAAGAAACGCUCGUGGACCACUUCUUGUCCAUCGAUACGAGUCGUUCAUGAACUAUCAAGAGCUUUUCUCGGAGCUUCUCUCCAGCAAAGAUCCCAUUCCAUUGUCUCUCCCAAAUGUUUGGCUUUGGGACAUAAUUGACGAGUUUGUCUAUCAAUUCCAAGCAUUCUGUCUCUACAAAGCCAACCCCGGAAAGAGAAACGCCGACGAGGUUGAAGAUCUCAUCAACAUUGAGGAGAAUCAAAACGCCUGGAAUAUCUAUCCCGUGUUGAAUAUUCUCUAUUCUCUUCUCUCGAAGUCUCAGAUAGUUGAGCAGCUGAAGGCUUUGAAGGAGAAACGCAACCCGGAUUCCGUUGCCGACGAAUUCGGGCAAUCGGAUCUGUACUUCAAGUUGGGAUACUUCGCUUUAAUUGGUCUGCUGCGUACUCACGUCCUUCUCGGUGACUAUCAUCAAGCUCUCAAGACCGUUCAGUACGUUGAUAUCGACCCGAAGGGGAUCUAUAAUACAGUUCCAACUUGCCUCGUCACUCUCCACUAUUUUGUUGGUUUCUCUCAUCUCAUGAUGAGAAACUACGGAGAGGCAACAAAAAUGUUCGUCAAUUGCCUUCUUUACAUUCAAAGAACCAAGACCGUGCAGAGCCAGCAGCCAUCAAAGAAAAACUUCCAGUAUGAUGUGAUCGGAAAGACAUGGGAUCAGCUCUUCUACCUUCUGGCUAUCUGCCUUGCAGUGCAACCACAAAGAAUCGAUGAAAGUAUUGCUUCCCAACUCGCAGAAAGAUGCGGAGAGCGUAUGAUGCAUAUGGCUAAUGGAAAUGUUGACGAAUUCCGCAAUGCCUUCUCCACAGGAUGUCCGAAGUUCCUUUCCCCUACAACUGUUGUUUACGAGGGUGUCAAUCAGUCGAAGGAACCACUUCUCCGUCAAACACAAUCAUUUUUGGAAGGUAUCGAAUCUCAAAUGGCUCUCCCAGUUCUUCGUGGAUAUCUCAAGCUAUACACGACUCUUCCAACAAAGAAGCUCGCUUCGUUCAUGGAUGUCGACGAAGAGAACUAUGAUUCGUUCCUCGGAAAACUUUUGACGUACAAAAUGAUCGUCAACGAGCUAGGAAAGGAAGCAGGACCAUCAACAGUUGAUGACGAUGAGCCACAGACCGAUAUCGAUUUCUAUGUGGAUCGUGAUAUGAUUAACAUCGCGGACACAAAAGUUGCUCGCCACGUCGGAGAACACUUCCUCAGGCACAUUCAGAAGUUGCAAGAGGUGCAAGACGUGCUUAAACGACUUGAUUCAGCUGGACAAAAGCCAUGA